This is a messenger RNA of Melitaea cinxia (Glanville fritillary), 4327 nucleotides long. Its product is annotated as fibrillin-1-like. The transcript has 28 exons. Bases 51 to 4301 code for a protein of 1416 amino acids. Lineage: Eukaryota; Metazoa; Arthropoda; Insecta; Lepidoptera; Nymphalidae. Gene Ontology annotation, molecular function: calcium ion binding. The record is from RefSeq and is a predicted model, not a curated record.
UUUAAAAGUUUUUUUUUUUUUUGAAAAGUUUGUUUAUUGCAAUUGUGAUAAUGUGGUAUUUUGUAUUGUGUCUGUUUAUCCUGCCCAUGCCGUAUGUGGACGGCUCACUCGCAGAUGAAAUGGCUGAAACGACGCAGUUGUGUUGCAACCAAGGGACAGCGUACGCCCAAAAUCAUACUGUUGAAGACUGCUCCUCAUCAGUACCGCCUCCCGUGCCUGCGUCAUUUGAUUCGCUGUGUAUAUUCGCCAUGGAUCAAUGUUGUAAAGAAUAUUUUACGAAAAAGAUUGACUGCGAAAAUGGAAUCGACGUAGCGAAAAGUUUGAAAAGUUGCGGAUCGACGAAAGAUUCAGCAAAGAAAUGUUGUGACCAGUGCAAGUCAGGGGCUAUUAUAGGUAAAGCCCGGGGCGCUGCCUCUUGCUCAGUGUCGGUGCACGGUAAGAGCGCUGAGCAACUAUUAGCCGGAGAAGCUUUCUCACAAUGUUGCAAGGAUGCAGUCAAAGAUAGUAGUAAUUCCCAAGACAAACAUCGAGAUUCAGUAUCACAACCAAAACCAACCGAGAAGGAUUUGUCAAUGAUAGCAUCUAAAUGUGAGGAAUACGCGCCAAACGAGCUAUGCGCCCAUCAUUGUAUCCCCGUACCUGGUUCAUACAAAUGCGAAUGUAAUCCUGGAUUUAUGCUUAUGCAUGAUGGGAAAAACUGUAAAGAGGUAACAAAGAACAGAUGUAAGCCACACAACCCAUGUCAUCACAAAUGCAACGACAAUGGCAUUGAAGUGAAAUGUUCCUGCAGAAGGGGCUAUCAGCUGAUGGCUGAUAAGAAAUCUUGCGAAGGAUCUGUUCUUGUUUUAGAUAUAGAUGAAUGCGCCUUGGAUCCUCCCUUAUGUCUGCCAGAUACUCAGUGCUUCAACAUUCAGGGUUCAUAUAAAUGUAUUCCUGUGAAAAAUCCCAAAUCUAGUCACGAAAUUGGUCAGUGUCCUCCAGGAUUUGCAAAGAAUUUUCUCAAUAACGCUUGUGACGAUAUAAACGAAUGCAAGUUACCCACCCCUCCUUGUCCCUCUUACCUCUGCCAGAAUACAAUAGGUGGGUACAAAUGUGGAGGGCUCACCGGAGAUCCUCUGAAGUUUUUCAGUAAACAAAAACCACACGUAGAAGAUAGAUGUCCUCCCGGUUUCAAAAGUGGAUUAAGUGAAGAAUGUGAAGAUAUUGAUGAAUGUUUAAUGGGUAAAGAUGAUUGCAAUAAUAUGUCCCAGUUCUGUAUAAAUACGCGCGGAUCAUUCCAUUGUCAAGAUAAAGGUUCGAAGCACUGUCCACCCGGAUUCAAAAAUAACGCCAUCACCAAUAAGUGUGAAGAUAUCGACGAGUGUGAAGACGGUCAAGAUAUAUGCAGACCAGAUCAGAUUUGUGUCAAUGUGCUUGGCGAAUAUGACUGUAAACCAAAAAUUGAUCCAAGGAAUACCAAAAUAAAGUGUCCUGAAGGCAUGAGAUGGGAUCCGGCUAUGAAGCAAUGUGAUGACAUCGACGAGUGUGUGGAAGGGACACACCUCUGUGAUCAAUACCAGAACUGUUUGAACACUAACGGCAGUCACGAAUGUCACUGUAAACUAGGAUUCGAAUUGGAUUCUACUCUUGGAGCUUGUGUUGAUAUAAAUGAAUGUGCGACCGAUCAAAACAACUGCAUCCCGGACUCCCAACGCUGUGACAACACGGUCGGCUCUUUCCUCUGUAUCAGACUGUUGUCUUGUGGAACUGGCUACAUCAUUCACCAUUCCUCCAGUACUUGUGAAGAUAUAGACGAGUGCGCUCUGGGCACUCACAACUGCGACCGUGCGGGCCCCGAGUACCAAUGUGUAAACAUACCUGGCUCCUUUCGCUGUCAGAGGCGCCACACACCAACGCCAGUAUACGAUUACGAGUACUACGACUCAGAAGAGGAAAUUGAUGAAAAAGACAUAAGUCAAAACAACUCGAAAUCUGAAAACGUAACGACUACAACGCCUAAUCCGACUACAAUUGAAGUAAAAACCGUAUCGAUACCCCAACCUACAGAACCCACACCUGAAGAGCCAAUAGUCAUACCUAUUCCAGAAAAACCAGCUGAUCCUUUUGACAAUAGUAUAAUUAAUGAGCCAGAACAAUCAAAACCAACUCAACAAAUACCAGAAGAUAGAAAAAUAUUUAAUAGCAUCCAACCACCUGGUGAACCGAAUUCUCUUCCUCAACCACAAGAACCAGAAUACAAACCUAUAGAACCAGAUUAUAAACCCAUAGAACCAGAAUACAAACCCAUAGAACCAGAAUACAAACCCAUAGAACCAGAAUACAAACCCAUAGAACCAGAGUCUCAACCAACCGAACCUACCAAACCUGAAACUAAGCCUACUGAACCAGAAUAUAAACCUGAAGUGUAUCCUAAAACUCCUGAAACUACUAACAGUCCUAUACCAGAAGAACCAACUCCACCAAUCGUUAUUACUGUAAGUGUCACUGAAGAAACAGCAACGGUUAAAGGACAUAAAAAUUACGACGGUUCGGUUGUAGUCGAUACUAAUAAAGUUCAAAAAGACAAAUGGACUGUUAUCAAUCAAAAACCAACAGAUUGUCAAGCUGGAUUUGAAAUGGAUGAUUAUGGUGCUUGUUUUGAUAUCGAUGAAUGUGCCACAAAUCGCCACAGCUGCUCCGGUUUAACAGAAUCAUGUCGUAAUACUAUGGGAGGUUAUAUGUGCAAUUGUGCGAUUGGAUUUAGGAGAGAUUUGCCUACAGGAGCUUGCAUUCCUACUACGUCUUCAUCAUCUACUACUAGUACUUCUACUAGUACUUCUACUAGUACUACUACUAGUACUUCCACUAGCACUACCAGUACUACUACACCAACACCUCCAACUUCAUCUAGUACUAAAGAUUACUUUUGGGGCUAUCCAGAUCCUCGAAGUAUGACAUCGAGACCUUUUAGACCGAGAAACAAUUGCGAUGUCGGGUACCGUUGGAAUCCUAACAACAGAAAGUGUGAAGAUGUAAAUGAAUGCACAAAUGGACAAGCAAACUGUGCUACUGGGGAGGUUUGUAUCAAUACAGACGGUGGUUAUAGGUGUGAAUGUUUACCGAACUGGAGACUCGACCUCGACAGACACAGAUGUAUGCCGGUCUGGGAUGGUGAGAGAUUCCCGCCUGGCUAUAAAAAUCUACCAGUUUAUCCCAAAUUCGAUGCUAACGCUAUAAUACCAGAAACCAAAGGCACUGUAAACGUUACUAUCGCAGAAGAUAAACAUAAUGAAGACAGACGAACAAAACGCAGAUGUCCUCUGGGAUAUAGACUUAGUAGGGACGAUACUUGUGAAGACAUCGACGAAUGCACAACUGGGGAAGCCCAGUGCGGCCCGCUCCAGCAGUGCACAAACCUGCGCGGCGGGUACACGUGUAGCUGUCCACUGGGCUUGAGGCUGGUGGGCGACCACCAGUGCGAGGAUAUUGACGAGUGUUCGCUUAGCGGCCCGCCAGUGUGCUCACAACACGCAGACUGCCUGAACACGAUGGGUUCAUACCAGUGCCACUGCCACAAGGGAUUUAAGUCAGCUCCAAUAAACGAUAAGGUGUGUGUGGAUGUAGACGAAUGUCUAGAGGCUCGAGCAGGAACAUUGUGUGAACAACGGUGUAACAAUGUGUGGGGCGCCUUCCGCUGUAGCUGUCAUCGUGGAUACCGUCUCAAUGCAGACAAUCGUACGUGUUCCGAUGUGGACGAAUGCACGGAGUUCAAACACAAGAAGCUGUGCAUCGGGCGCUGUCUCAACGAGCCGGGCAGCUACCGGUGCAGCUGCCCGCCCGGGUACAGGCUCGCGGAGGACAACAGGAGUUGCGUCGACAUCGACGAGUGCGAGACGGGCGCGGCGCCGUGCGCGGGCGGCGCGCCGGCGGCGGGCGCCAGCGACGUGUGCCUCAACACGCGCGGCGGCUACCGCUGCCACCGCAUCGCCUGCCCGCCCGGCUACCGCCUCGAGAGCAAGCAUCUCGGCUUUCACGAGGUGGAGCUGUUCACGAUGCGCGGGCCGGCGUGGCGCCUCGCGCGCAUGCGCUUCCAGCUGCGCGUCGUGAGCGUCGACGCGCCGCCCUCCGUCGCCGAGCCCGCCGACAUCUCCGCCUUCUCAUUGGUUCAAACCGGAAAUCAAGCUGUAACAUCUCUCGUCCGACCUCUAAUAGGACCUCAGAGCAUAGAACUGGAGCUAUCUAUGGAACUCUACAGCGGGGAACAGUUCGGAGGGAUAGCUGUUGCGAAGUUGUUCAUAUACGUAUCGGAAUAUGAGUUUUAGAUAUUGUAAUAAAGUUUUAAUUUGUU